Rhodofomes roseus is the source of this 988-nucleotide messenger RNA. RefSeq lists its product as uncharacterized. Bases 66 to 773 code for a protein of 235 amino acids. The transcript is spliced from 2 exons. The record is from RefSeq and is a predicted model, not a curated record. NCBI's taxonomy places the organism in Eukaryota, Fungi, Basidiomycota, Agaricomycetes, Polyporales, Fomitopsidaceae.
GUGCGACUGCCAGCCUCGCUUUGACCUCAGCGCCUCAGCAACGGUGGUCCCCCUUACUACUUUCAAUGUCUAAGUACUCCUCGCGGUCUAGGAUGAGCGCAACGUCGGUCGAGCAGGCGAGGGUCCCCAUGGUCGCGGUAGCCCCCGCCUUGCACUCUCGUCCGUCGUUGCCUGUGGCAAUGCAAGAGCCUUUGAACUCGACUACCGCAUCGCAGCAUCUGCAAGACCGUGAGGGCCGAGGGGGCCCCGUCCAUGGAGCGGAAGAGGGUCCCGAGGACGUUGCGAGCGACAAGGGCCCACCGGUCCCAGAGAAAGACUUCAAGACAGACCGCCUCGCUCGUUCGCGCACGCACUCGAAGCAACACUCCGCAAAGCACGCUCGUUCGGCGCCAGGGUCGCAGGACGGGGGGAGGGCCGAUAACGUGCGCGCGUGGCUCAUGCUGGUCGGCCGCGAGGAUGAAGAUGGGUGGUUUGUGCUCGAGCGCGUGACUGACCAGGGCGGGAGGGGUAGGCGGUGCAGCGUCGAGUCGACGACGGCCACGCUCGUCGCGGAGCCCACCGGGAAUGAUGGGGCUGACGCUGCGGGCUCUUCUGCUCCAAGCAGCAAUGCGGACGUGGGUCCCGGGAGGCAGUACGAUCCUAGCUGGAGGCACGCGUGGUACGUCAGUGCGCCAGGAUGGCCGAAGUUCAAGGACGCGGACCACUCAAAGCCGUCUCUGCUCGGGCGCGCGAAGAAGGCCGCCAGGACCCUCUCGUUUGGACACAAGGCUUGAAGCUUGAAGCUUGAAGUUUGGGUGUAUGAGAAGACACGGUCGUUAUGGACAACGUCAGCAAGACCGGCGCUGGAAGCGGGGACACUGGCGGACUAUCUGAAUUGUUGUGCGCGGACACUCGAGGUUAUCACACUAGGUCGAGCAUGUCGAUAUAUGUUAUGCUGUUUGUUCUGCUCUAUGUUUGUACUUGAUCCUAUGCCACUCUACUCGCUGUA